AUGUCAGAGAGAGUCGGAACAACCGAGAUUAUCGACAAGUUUGGUACGAAGAGAAUGCUCCGAGGCAUCCUGAACCCAGUGGUGCUGCCAACAGCCGUGAUAUCCUUCUUCAACUUCAUCACUGUACAUGGCCUGUCCUUCUUUCUCCCUACCAUUGUUCGCACAAUCUUUCCUCAGCACUCUGUCCAGAACCAGCAGCUCCUCACAGUUCCACCAAACGUCCUGGGCACGAUUAUGUGCAUGCUAUUCUGCUAUACAAGCUGGAAGCUGGACAAGCGCGGCAUCUUCCUUAUCAUAUGUGCACCGUUCUCAAUGGUAGGGUACAGCAUGUUUCUGGCAACAUCCAACCCACAUGUGCGCUAUGCGGCAACGUUUUUGCCCGUAUGCGGCAUCUUCGCGUUGGGAGCAUUCCCCAAUGCCCACGUCUCAGCAAACGUCAUUUCAGAUACUUCUCGGUCUUCUGCGGUCGCCUUCAACGUGAUGCUUGGUAACAUUGGAGGUUUGGUAUCAACUUGGGCAUUUCUCCCUUUCGAUGGACCCGAAUAUCGCAUUGGUAACGGUUUGAAUCUGGCAGCACAAUCUGCUAUCUUUCUGAUUGGUGUCUGUAUGUAUUUCGCGAUUGAGAGGAGUAACAAGAGAAGGUCUGGAGUGAAUGUGGAGAGAGAAUUGGCUGGGAAGACUUUGUCAGAAAUCCAAGACCUUGAAUGGCGACACCCGGACUUCAGAUGGCACAAUUAG
This is a messenger RNA of Fusarium odoratissimum NRRL 54006, 738 nucleotides long. RefSeq lists its product as uncharacterized. Gene Ontology annotation, molecular function: transmembrane transporter activity. Lineage: Eukaryota; Fungi; Ascomycota; Sordariomycetes; Hypocreales; Nectriaceae. The coding region runs from base 1 to 738 and encodes 245 amino acids. The transcript has a single exon. Gene Ontology annotation, cellular component: membrane. The record is from RefSeq and is a predicted model, not a curated record.